This is a messenger RNA of Bactrocera oleae (olive fruit fly), 8605 nucleotides long. NCBI's taxonomy places the organism in Eukaryota, Metazoa, Arthropoda, Insecta, Diptera, Tephritidae. The record is from RefSeq and is a predicted model, not a curated record.
GUCGAGAGAAGUUUGUGUUCGCGCUUAUUCGGUUAUACAGUUGUAUUGCAUUUGAUUAUUCUCAGGUAGAUUUGUUUAUUUUUACCAGAAGUGCGCUCUUUCUUUUGCCUUGAGAUGUAAGUGUGAACGUUUUUAGAUUUCAUAGUGUGAAAGAAGCAUAACGAAACAGAUAUGUUAGCAGUUUUUAUUAUGUUUUUUAUAAUACCAAUGAUCCACAAAAGUCGCCAGAAAGCAAUUAACGCGAAUAAAGUCAAACAAACGAGAAAAUAAACAAACUUUCUCGCUGUGUAAAUAAUAUCGUUCCUUCGCUCACAAAAUGAACCAGUGCCGCUGACUUCGUUUUGCAGUUUUACUUUUCAUAUUUCCUACUUUUCGGUGGCAAAAAGAGAUGAAGUGAAAUUGUUAAAAAUCAGUUCAAAAUGAACUUUGUUCAAAUUUAGAAAAUCCAAUUAAACCACUGUGCCUAUUACUACAUACAUACAUAAGUAUGUAUGUUGUAAAAUCCCCACCUAAAAGGACUUACCUUUAAUAAAACUGCAAGGAAAGAGGAAGAAAAAUGGCUCAGCCCCAGUUACUACAAAUCAAGUUGUCGCGUUUCGACGCCCAACCUUGGGGCUUUCGAUUGCAAGGUGGUGUAGAUUUUUCCACACCACUGGUUGUGCAGAAGGUAAAUGGCGGCAGUUUGGCGGAAAAGGCUGGGCUCAUCCCGGGAGAUGCUGUUUUAAAGAUCAACGAUGUUGAUGUUUUCAAUUUGCGGCACAAAGAUGCGCAGGACGUGGUUGUACGUUCUGGAAACAACUUUGUUUUGACUGUGCAAAGAGGAGGCUCUACUUGGCGACCACAUGUAACACCCACCGGCAACAUCCCACAGCCCCAGCAGAAUUCUCCAUAUUUGCAAACGGUGACGAAAACUUCUCUGGCUCACAAACAACAGGAUUCGCAACACAUUGGCUGUGGUUACAACAACGCUGCUCGACCAUUUGUCAAUGGCGGAGACGGUAACGUCAAAAGUAUCGUCAAUAAACAAUAUAACACGCCAGUUGGCAUUUACAGCGAUGAAUCUAUUGCGGAAACUCUUUCGGCUCAAGCUGAGGUCCUGGCAGGCGGCGUCCUUGGUGUCAACUUUAAAAAAAAUGAAAAGGAGUACCAACCUGACAAGUCGGAAGUACUAAAGUUCUUGCGCGAAGAAGAAACUGGCGCAUCGACUCCAGAACCACCGGCUCCGGCAAAUUUCUAUUGGACUCAAAGCCACGCCAUCGGAGGCAAUGAGCAUCGUACACCACUAUCUCACAAACAUCAACAUCCCAUACAAGAGGAGCAACCACAGGAUGAGUCCAUUGGUACAAACUUGCAAGAAAAAAAGUUAUGCUCGAACUCGGCACAGCGGGCCAGCCUCGCACAGUCAGCAAAACCUUCAUCGUCUGAGCCCGCCGAUCCGCGCGUCAUCAUUAUGCCAGUGUGCCCGGCAUUGCAAGGACCGGAAUAUAAAGCGGAAAUGCAAGCAGCCGCCGCUGCCUUGCAGCACGAUGACGCUCCGCGGCCAUUGUCGGCCAGCGGUCAUCCAACAUGUGCAUUAUGUGGUGUUGGCAUUGUGGGUGUGUUUGUGCGAAUCAAGGAUAAGAAUUUGCACGUCGAGUGCUUUAAAUGUGCUACCUGUGGAACUUCCUUAAAGAAUCAAGGGUAUUACAACUACAAUAACAAACUCUACUGCGAUAUUCAUGCUAAGCUCGCGGCUCUUCAGAACCCACCAUCUGGCACUGAUGGAUAUGUUCCUGUACCAAUAAAGCCAAACACAAAGUUAAGUGCCAACACCAUCUCGUCAGCCCUAAAUGCUCACGGUUUUAGCGACGUCCCUGUGACUAAUGGAGGAAGUGUUGCCCCACCUAUUGCUCCGACGGCCGAAUCUCACGAUGGCAUUAAAGAAAUACAAGCGAAUAAUAUUGACUUGCCAUUACCAUUAGGAAUGGAUAAUGGAUCUGAAAUAACUACUUCGAAUAGUUUGUCCGCCUCAACCGCAGGUCAUCUGUCACAAAUUGAGGAUAUGAUGGAAGGAACUAUCAACUCGUGUCAAGCUUUCUCAUCACCUUCUUUAAUAUGUGGCAUCAAAACAGAUAAUAAUGCGACUAUACUGAUUGCAACCACACCCCCACCACCUCCACCACUUCCUUCAUCUUGCCAAGUAAAUCUGCGCCAACAGAAAGUGCAACAACAAAACGAAUAUGACAUGAACUCUCAAAAUCAGUUUGACAGCGGAGUUGGCGGGGUCGGUCUUGGGGGUAUUAGUCAUGAUAGCUCAGUUGGGCAGACUGGCGGUGGUAAAUAUUCUCUGUCAGGUGGAAUUUAUAGCAAGUUUUUGAAAGAGUACUCCAACAAGUUGCUCACUCUAAACAAACAGAACAACAACAACACUCUCUCAAAUACCAAUAUAAGGAAUGAUGUCCUAUCCCCAAACAUCAAUGCUAAUAGUUAUAAAAAAAACAAUCUUAUCAAUACAUACCACAGUCCCAGCAAACAAACGACACAGGCACCAGCACAAUCUGCACCACAUUCACUUCAAUCCUAUGGUUCCACUACAGUUGGUUCAACAAAAACACAAUCCCCAGAAAAUUCGGUCGUUGCUGCUCUAUCGCCCACAUUCGCUAACCACUUGAAAUUUAAUUCAUGUCAGCAGGUUGCAAAACCAGCAGCAACUUUAGAGCAACCUCCGCCAAGUACACCGGAUUCUUUUUCCACCGCUAAAGCAAGUACUUCAAUUAGUUCAGCAAUCACUGACUCGACGCUCUUGAAUACUAUCAACAACAGCAAUUUAAGCAACAAUAAUAGAGAAACUACUACAACAACUCAAACUAUUCACAACAAAGGUACAAAUUUCACAUCAGAAAUGCUGGCGAAUCCAUCAUUAGCACUGGACACUACGUCGAAUGACCAGCCAUUUGGUGAAUACGUUACCUUAACUGGCAGUAUAAUCCGCAGUGUUGUGCCACCUGGUAAGGGUGUAAACAUCAAUUAUAAGGUUAAUCAGGGCUAUACUAGGCCAUUUGGAGCUGGUCCAGUCGCUGCCCCGAAGUCUCCAGUUGCGUAUCCGCCGCAAAGGCCGGCUGUCAAUUCGUAUGCUACGUUGCCGCGCACAAAUAUCGGUCAACAAGAUUCCGAUGCUAGCUUGCAACCGCAAUAUGCGGAAGAGUUAAAUUCUAACUCAGCGCCAGUCGGAGUUGAUUACUUUGAAGAAGAUUUUGAGCUGUCUGAAGUUAACAGACAAAACCGAGGUAACUUCUUUUGGCCUCCAGCAAAAGAAGAUAGUCCCAUUGUACCGACGGCGGCACCACUUUAUAUUCCUCCGCCAGAAACCCAACAUGUUGUCGCCAAAGCACCGAAAGUUUCACAUUUGCAAAAGGACGAUGAAGGGGCUAAUAAGCAAUAUUUGAAUGUAGAUAAAAUUAAAGAAAAUAAACAGGAUCAAAAUAUAAAGCAAAACCUUCGGUCAAAUCGACAGAGCAAGUCGGCACCACAUCUAACUGUAGAUUUGCAACCGCCUGAAAUUGAGUCUAGUUCGGAAAGUUUUACAUCAACAUCGACAACAACUACGACAACUUCAGAAGAAUACCAACGUAUGUAUGCCUCACAGGUGCAAGCCUAUCAAAUGCAACAAAUUUAUGAGCAGCAUUCCGGAUCCGAGUUAGAUUACCAUAUGGAUAUGGAAGUUGCUACUAUGCAACAACAUCCACAAGAUUCCUCCUGUAUAAGUUCAUCCGAAUAUAUAUGUGGACGUCGAAGUGCUCAAGAAUGCGUUGAGUCUUUAGUUGCACCAUUAAAUACAAACAAAUUAAUCGAUAUGGUCAGGGAGGUAACACCUAGUCCAGUUCCCCCGCCGAAUAUCCAAGCAAAUAGGCAUGUCGUGUUUAUAGACGAACCUGUGACUAAAGAAAUUCAAUCAUAUAGGGACGAAGAAUAUAAAUCUCAAACCCUAGCUAAUAGCGACACAGUCUCUUCUAGUUCCACAGUUCCAUCUGGUUCACUAGAGGAAAGUGAAACUUUUGUUAAAACUGAGCGCGCUGAAGUUCAACAAAGUCAGCGUAUUUUUCAACCCACUUCCGAAAUUAAAAUUGAAAUAGCUCCUGUACGACAAAUACCAAAGUCUAAAAUACCCAACACUGUGCCGAAGGAAUGGAUCAACCCCAUGGUUAGGGUAUUGACUACAGCUCCAGACGUGCCUUUUCACUUAGUAGAGUGCCCAUGCCCAAAACCUUGUGACUGUGAUUCAUUCGAAUGUUUGGAGAAAGAUCAAACACCCCAAGAAACUGCAAUAACUCAAGAUACAAAGGAUAAGGUGUAUACUGAAGAAUUAUUAUCUGUUGAAGAAAGUCCACCCAAAGGUUCGUGGCUUGCGAGUGCUAUAACAACAGCACCAGAGUGGGAGGUACGCUUUGAGCCUCCUCCUUCACAAAUAAUUCCUCUUCCCGAAGAAACUAAACCAUAUAUGCCACCGCCUAUUGAUAUGAGACCAUAUAUGCUGGAGGAUUACCGUCCCAAAUCACCAUUUUUAAGUGCACUUACUACAGCACCAGAACGUCCCUUUGAAGGUCAUUUUGAAAGGGAUGUGCCUAUUCAUUUGCUUGACCUUCCCACACCCAAAGAACACUUAACCUUGUCAGAUGCAUUAUGUACGGCACCGGAACGUGCUUAUACACCAUUAAAUCCGGAAAACGCUACAAAUAUGUUUGAGGAACAAGAAAUUGAAAAGCAGAAAAAGAAACAAGAAUUUCAAGUUCUUAAUCGUGAAGAAGAAUUAGGUAUUAAGGCUCUCGACAGUGAGUCAAUCGAAUAUUAUACAACGGAAAAGCCUGAUUUUCCACAGCAUAGUAAAUCAUCCGCAUUUGCGGCAAUGCAAGCAUUCCAACCAAACCAAGAGCCUUUAAUUUCCAACACUCCACGCCAAUCCAUUACGUCCUAUACAAAAGAAGAUUUUGAUCCUGAUUAUGAAGGAUACUAUAAAGCUAAAGAACGUAAUAAAAAGCGCAUUGAUUACUAUCACAAAAAAGAACAAGAACUUCAGCAACAACAUAUUGAACCAAGCAGAAGUCAAAAAAUAUCAGAGACUAAUACAUGCCAAAUGUCCUCAUUAAAUUCCUAUACCAAACGAAAUUCUUCCUCUGAAUCCUCUUCCGCAGUCCAAGCAAUGUCAAACACCACUUCUACUAGCACGUACGACUCCAAUUCAACGCAUGACUCAAGGUCAUCAUAUCAAAACAAUGCUCGCUCCGUUAAGUCUGAUACCAAGGUCGACUUGCACGAAGUCAUUGAAGAAACAACUGAAGAGCUCGAACAUUCUGAAGUACUUUUUCCACCACCAUCACCGCUAAGUCAUCUUCAUGGGAAAUCAGCUUCUUCCGGUUUGCACAAGGCUGAUACGAUACCUAAAUAUCAACGCAAUUGGACAGUAUUGCCCACGCAAAGUCCUGCUCGUACUCCAGAACCACCAGAACUUCGUGAAAAUAUUCCACUUGCUUUUGUAGAUGCGCCAGUCACUAGUUCAUCAAGUAACCUAAUACAUAAACCAGUAGCCCAAAGCUGUACAACAACAGCAGUUUCUCAACAGUAUCAUCAGCAACAUGAAAAAACCACAAUUGCAAAUCGUAGUUCGAUCAUAACUACAAGUAACAAAUUGUCUUCUCAAGAGCAAUCGAAAUUGUUAACGCAAACCAAAAAACCUAUCGUACCUAUCAUAAUCGAAGAAAAAACAGCUCCCCAAGUAACAAUGGCUUUUCAAUCCUUAGACGAACACUUGCAAACUGACGAGUCACAAACACUAAGUCGCCCUUAUACGCCUUCAAUUAGCUCAAAACCAGUCCCAGUAAUUCCUUACUAUCAAACACCAGAAGCGCUGUGCUUUGAUGAGUGUCCUGCGACCCAUGCUCGUAAUUACGAACGUCGGUCAGCUUCGCCAUAUCCAGAUCGUGCACGAUCUCCUGCUCCGGGUCCACCACCGAACCCAUUAGCUGCUAUACGUUCACCAAAACCCAAAGAUAAUAAGUUGUCUUCCUUGUCUCCGCGUGUCCUUCAAGCCGGCUCAAUUACUACUGGACAAAGUUAUUUAGGUGCUCAACAACAGCUGCAACAGCAGCAGCAACAAACACAAAUAUUAUCACACUACGAUCAAGCAAUCAGUAGAGGAAGUCAAAGCUGCAUUAAUAAACCUGAGAUAAUUGAAACUUGUGAAAUUGGUGAUUACGGGGUACAAAGCACUGAAAAAGAAGUCCACAAAGUAGAUCAAAAGCAAUCAAAAUUAGAUAGCCAAACAAAAAUUAAACUUAGAGAUACUCAGAUUGAGAGUAGGCGACGAGUAACUGAGGAAUAUGAACGCACUCAAAGCGCCCGUUCUGUAGAGAUUCGCACUGAUUCAAAAAGUACCAAAUCGACUCCUGCUAUUUCUGCAAGCGAACGUCGCCAAUCGUACGGGAAAACGGGAUAUGUCGCUAAUCAGGCACGUCGCUUAUCUGGUUUAGAGCAGGAGAUUACCAAUCUGGCUAGUCAAUCUCAGGCCAUUAGUGCACGAGCAGCCACCCUAACUGAGACAUUAUUUCCUCAAAUAAAGUCGCCCGAACCGUCAUCGAAAUUUCCGACUAAACCGGUGUUUCCCCCUCACGAUGAACCUGAACGUCCAAACUAUUUAUUUUCUGCGACCCCUUAUAACAAAAUGGUUGGUCCACCACCAAGAUUUAAUGAACAACAGCAACAGUUAUCACCUGCCAUACACUUGUCAACUGCAUAUGGAUCAUCUGUGGUUUCGCAACAACAGCAAUCAUUAAGCACAUAUUCAAGCAGCAACUUCACUUCGUCCACAAGCAAAAUAUCAUCAUUAUCAUCGCAAGCUAAUGUCGCUAAUGUUGGCAGUUUAACAAAAGCUUAUAUUACUAAUAACAAUAUAGCUGGAGCGGCAAGUGCCAGGACCUCCGGCGCCAGUGCCGUUUGCCCCGUAACGGGUACAUUCUGUCGUCCGGGUCACACUUGCUGCAGACAGCAACAGUUGCAAGCGCAAUCGCCUACAACUGACGUAGUUAAUUAUAAUCAAAAUAAUAAAGUAACAUAUCGGACGAACGCUUCCACAGGUUUAACGGAUAUAAAGACUAAUGCGCAAGCUACUGCUAUUGCUACCGCUAAUGCGGCUAAUGCCAUUGACACAGUGACAUCGCAAGCGCCGUAUACCGCUACAUCUGCCGCGACUGCUGCAACCGCAACUACAUCAUUUCCGCCACCUAAUACCGUUGAUAAAAGCAAAUCUAACGUUGGUCUCAAUGGCUCCACAGGUGUUGGAGGUAAAGCAGCGUUUAGUGCUACUUCUGCUCCAAAGCGUGGACGUGGAAUCUUUAACAAAGCGGUUAGUCCUGGCGUUCGUGUACCCUUGUGUAGCAGCUGCAAUAUCCAGAUCAGAGGACCUUUCAUUACGGCAUUGGGACGUAUCUGGUGCCCUGAGCACUUCAUUUGUGUAAAUGCCAACUGUCGUCGUCCAUUGCAAGACAUUGGAUUCGUUGAGGAGAAAGGCGAUCUUUAUUGUGAAUACUGUUUUGAAAAGUACUUAGCUCCUACAUGUAGCAAGUGUGGAAGCAAAAUAAAGGGUGAUUGUUUGAAUGCCAUCGGUAAGCAAUUCCAUCCAGAAUGCUUCACAUGUGGUCACUGCGGUAAACUCUUUGGAAACACCCCUUUCUUCUUGGAAGAUGGCAAUGCAUACUGUGAAGCGGAUUGGAAUGAACUUUUUACAACCAAAUGUUUCGCUUGCGGAUUCCCAGUUGAAGCAGGUGACAGAUGGGUCGAAGCGUUGAAUCACAAUUAUCACAGUCAAUGCUUCAAUUGCACUUACUGCAAACAAAAUUUGGAAGGACAGAGCUUUUACAAUAAGGGCGGUCGUCCCUUCUGUAAAAACCAUGCGCGCUAAAGUACUAUAGUAAUGUUAUGUAACUGUACUUCAGGGAUCACGGAUAUUACAAUACCACCACACUAACAAAAUAUGCUAAAACCCUCGAAAAAUAACAAAAACCUCGAAAAAAACACUCAAUAUCUCAAUAUCACGAUUUCUGAAUUAAAAUAAUAAUUCUGAGUUAAGUCAAUAAUAUUUGGCAUUAUUUUGGGAAACCAAAUUGACAAAAUUUUAAAUGUAAAUGUAUAGCUGUAUAUAACUAAACGAGAACCAAAACGGUGAAAUUCUCUCCACCUUUGGAUGUUAAAUUUCAAACAAUUACUUACAUUCGCGCAUAAUGUGGAUAACUCCAACUUUCGUGGUUACAUGAGGGAUCAUAUGUGCAAAACAGUCACUUGCGAUAUUAUUAAUUGUAUUGUAAUAUACAAGUAAAUAUCUAGAAUUGUGAUGCCGUUUUAUCAAAUUGAUUUUAAAUCGCUUUAAACUAAUUGUGUUUUAAUUGAAUGUAUUUUCGUUUAAUUUUUUUUUUUUGAGAUGAAAGCUUUGUAUUCUGCAUCCUUAGUGAAUAUACAUACAUAUGUAUAUAUAUAGCUGUUUCUGAAAACAAUUUUUUCAACGGCGAAUGUAAAUUAAUAAUAAAAGAAAGCUUUUCGAGUUCGAUAAUUAAUCUGGUAUGUAAUAUUACAUAAAAGA